UUAUAACUCAAGUUUUGAAAUAGAUUUGAAAUACUUGACAGAGGGGCCGAAUUAAUGUCGCUCCGAGUUGGAAAAGUACGUAUUUGUACUUAGUAAGAGGAUUUUGGAAUUGGAUCUAAAUACCCUUUGUCUUUUAUCGGAUGACAAUGCCGGAAACAAGUUUGAAUGAAGUAGCCUCACGUCAAGAAAAGGAAAUUCAGUCAAGAGUGACGAUAUCUGUGAUAUGUCUGAUUGCGUGUCUAUUGAAUUUCAUAAUAAUAUGUUUGUUCAACAUGUUUUACCAAGACAAGCUGGUAUUUGUAGAUUAUUUUGUUAUGUUUAUAUGUGUCCUAUCACUGUGUAUAGUCAGACGUGUUACACUGAAAAUAGUAUCUGAUCCUGUCAUUCGGCAUUAUGUGACUGUAAUGAACAGACAAGGCAAACACUUUUACACAUAUCGUUUGUUUAAUAUUAUAAUACAACCUAUAGGCGUUCUUGAAACUUUACUAUUUAAAUGUUUUAAAAAUAUGCUCAAAUGUUUCAAAUUUAUUCUGUGGAUUUCAUUCCUAUACUUGGUAUGGGGUGUUGUUUUAUUUUUUCUGUGCUAUACUACAUCGGAUUUCUACGCUUCGCAAUAUCAACACCUGUUCGUUUCUAACUUUUCAUUUGAAUCAAGAAGUCCAUCCAUUUGGCCUUCGCUGGACUCUCAUUCAUUUAUGAAUAAGGUUUGCAGUAAGACAGAAACAUUCGAUAUAUCGGCUUUUCAGACAAGAAACACAUUAACAUACAAAAUUGAAAGUGAAACGUGUUAUUGUGCCACAGAUAUUGAGAAUACUGCUAUGGAAAAUGUGCGUAUGGAAUUAAAAUCCCCUGGUGAAUUCGUAAAUUUACGGUGUACAAUUACGAAUGUACAAUUCACGGCUAGUCUUCAUAAUUUGACAGUAGUGUGGAAAAAAGACAAUCGGUUGAUACAUGUCGAUGAUCAAAAUAUGAAAAUAAAUACUUCCAUUACCACAAACGCAGAAUAUAUCACUAUAGAGAGUUAUCUUAUCAUUUCGUAUAUUGACGAAGGGGACUAUGGACGAUAUAUGUGUCAGGUAGUGACAAAGGCGUUCUUAGGGGAGUGUAUAAUAAAUCGGACAUUGAGGAUACCCUCAGAAAUUCUAACUGUGACCUAUACUAAUCUUUAUAGUCAGCAGAUACUGAAAAAAUACUCCGGAAUUCAGGAUGUGAUAUUCGUACCACUUGGGAAUGAAUUGCAUCUAUUUUGGUAUCCGUUGACUCUAGCAAUCGAAGGGAAUUCGAAGAAUAUUCAACAAACAUACUCUAUAAACGGAAAAGAGACACAGAAGAUGCCACGUGGCGCCUCGUGUAGCGGCUGUUCUUACCUAACAAGAAUGUUCUCCAUUUGCGGUGGGUUAAGACACUGGUUUAUUGUACCUUUGCGCUGUUCAUUGAUGGAAAAUAUAUUUCACAUUGAUCAUGGGCAUAUCGUUUCAGUGUUUUCGAUGUGUGCCGAUACUUCUGUUUAUGGUAUUCAUAAAAUUGUAUUCAGGCGCCUGAAAUAUGACAAGGAAAAGAAAAGAUUCGUUAAUGUCACGGUUGAGCAUCCUGAUACUUAUGUAGUACUUCCAGAAAUGCCAUAUGCUUAUCAAUUAGACAAUUAUUCUAACAGUGAAAAAGUGAACAAGGUGAUGCUGCACCUGAAGCAUGGCAACCUAACAAGGGACGCUAUUCUUGACGAUUCUCACGUGGUGUCACUUAAUAAGCGAUAUUAUUUUGAAACAAUCGCUGUCUUGAUUGCACCAUUGGUUAUAUACAUGUUAUUCUUGCACAGAAAUAAAAUAUCCGAUUUACUGCGUUGGAAAAUUCCUCUUGAAUUGUCAGAAAACCGGUACAGAUACACGUGUUAUGUAUUUUGUUGUGAUGAAGAUAAAACUGACGUCACGAGUCAGCUGUACAAUAAGCUGUUGGAGGACAACAUGGAAGUGGGUAUUAUACUCAAUAACUGUGAAUUGAACAACCCCGGGAGAAAAAAUAGCGAAAUUACAUCCGACAUCAUUGAUAAUUCAUUGUCAUUGAUAUUCUUCAUAUCGCCAUCAUAUUUAGCGGAUACAUAUUGUAAAAAUUAUCAUUUGAUUCCCGUUAUGGAAAACAUGAAAACUAGGAAAAUACUUGCUAAUAAAGUACUUUUCGUCAUGGUUAACCACGCUAAGUUACCAAAGAACAUAGGUUUUGACACUCAAAGUGUUUCAAAAGUAAAAUGGAGAACAUCUAAUAGCCAUUCUGCAUACAACCAAGUGAAGAAUUGGAUACCAGUGGAAGUGCUUCGAUUUCCAGAGAGGUGUUUAAUGGGAGAAUAUGCUUUAAUCAAGAGAGGUGAAAUUAUUUAAAAUGUCAGCAUCAAUCCUCCUAGGCACCUGAUCCCACCUCUGAUGCUUCCAGGGAUCCGUGUUAGCCGUUCUCUGAAUUUUUUAUUCUUGAUAGAAUUUUUGAAAUUGAUGGCGAUUUAGUAUAAAAAUGUUCUUUAACCUCUCACUAUGUUAAUGCAGAAGUGUAUCUAUUUAAGUUUUGUAGUGUUAGCUUUUUCACACAUAGUAUUUUAAAUGUAAAGCGUAUUGUUAUUAAAUAGAAUUAAUGUGUUUUGUUUUUCAUUAAAUGAUCAAUACGUA
This is a messenger RNA of Ostrea edulis (European flat oyster), 2651 nucleotides long. RefSeq lists its product as uncharacterized. NCBI's taxonomy places the organism in Eukaryota, Metazoa, Mollusca, Bivalvia, Ostreida, Ostreidae. The record is from RefSeq and is a predicted model, not a curated record. The transcript has 2 exons. The coding region runs from base 141 to 2372 and encodes 743 amino acids.